GGGGUAGAGCUCAGCAAUCUGUGUUUUAACCAGCCGUUCAGCCUCAAAUUCGUUUCGGAAUGAAGCAGUGUAAUAAUUGAAUGAAUUGAACUGAAUGUGCUUCUUCUGUGUAAAAAGUGGAUAGUGGCUUACAUGUCACGGAAUGGCACAGUCACGUUCUAGAUCCCCCAGGUGGAAAUACAGGUAUUUAUCACCAAUACCUAGAAAGUCUGAAUACUACAAGCAAAGAUAUUCUCAUGAGUAUUAUGGCUCUGACUAUAGGAAGGAUUCGAAAAGAUCCCCUUGGAGAAUGUACAAUAGGGAACAUGGACAGAGUAAACCAAGGAUUCCUUCUCAUGGACAUACACAUUAUCGAUGUUAUGAACAUAGAUCACCUUCUCCAAACAUAAGAAGAAGCUCUUUAGACUAUUUCUAUUCUUAUAAGCCUUACCAAGUAUAUUCACCAGAAAGAAGGGACGGUAACAGAAGAUCUCAUUAUAUGCCCAGAUACUCAGAAAAUGUACACUACCAAGAGUAUCGGUGUGAUUGUUACCCUCAGCAAAUGCAAGGAAGGUAUAUUCAUGAUGACCACAGAGUUAGAAGAAGUGGAAAAGGAGGGGAAUCACCUCAGAGGUCAAUAGCAGAUUAUUUUAGAUUCGAAGGAAAGUGGCUUGAAGAUGAGUUGAGUUACCAGAGGAUACAAGAUGAAAAAUAUUCUCAGUCAUUUAGAAGAAUCUCUGAAGAUUUUGAGAAAAGGAGCUCUUUUCACACGAGGUAUACCGAGGAUCGUGAAUAUGGAAAACAUGGACACACAUCAAAAAGAUCUCCCUCCGUGGAGAGGUAUGAAGACAGAAAGUCUUUCAGAAAACCAGAGUGGAAGUCCAGGCAUUCCCUCCGACCUUAUGAUAGACAGCACACUUCUCGACAUGUUCACAAGAAAUCCUCAGAGACCAGUUCAGCAACCAAGAUAUCCGGUGACUAUCGCCACAAACGUUCUAAGACCUCAGAUGGAAAGCAGGAUUUUUCCAGUGAAAGAACUCAGAAAUACUCUAAGGGGGAAGACAGAAAACACACUUCUCAAAGUGACCCUGUGCAUCGGGAGUCCAGUUUUAAUGCUGGAAGAGAGAGAGAGACUGAAGAUGGGCAAGGCAAAGAACCUUCUCAACCAUCUAAGAAAGACGGCUCUGCCUCUACUCACUCACAUAAAAGUGAUGAUGGUUCGAGACCCAGUGAUGACAAACGGGAGAAGAAAAUAAAGAAUGAAGGGGAUGGCAAAAAGGAGACCAGCUCUCCUGGUACCCCCCUGGAAGAAAAUAAACUUUCGACUUUUCUCAAGAAGAAAUCACUUAUAGUUAAAGUAGAUGUGAAGAAAGUAGUAAAUACAUCCAGGGUUGCUGCUUCUAGCAAGACAGAGAGACAGAUGUCACAUGAUUUGGUUGCUGCUGGCAAGAAAAGUGAGACCUUCCAUCCAGUGUUUGAACAUCUUAACUCAACUCCUAAUACUGAAAACAAAACUACAGGAGAAUUUGCUCACGAAAUCGUAACUGUAAUCCAUCAAAUUAAAGCAAAUUAUUUUCCAUCACCUAACAUUACUUUACAUGAGCGUUUCUCAAAACUACAAGAUACACAAGCUGCACCUGCAAAUGAAACGAAACCGAAUCCAGAUCCAGAAAUUCACAGGAGAAUAGAUAUGUCUUUGGCCGACCUUCAGAACAGACAAAAUGUGGUAUGUGGUUCAGAACAGACUCUGGUCAAAGUAAUAGAUCCAAAUGACCUACGACAUGACAUUGAAAGAAGGAGAAAAGAACGGUUACAGAAUGAAGAUGAGCACAUUUUUCACAUAGAUAGUGCUGCAGAGAGGAAUGAUCAGCCUUCCAGUUUUUCAUCUCACAUUGAGGAUUUCCAAAAAUCUGAAUGUAUUAUAAAGUCAACUUCUCAAAAAUUUAUUCAGAAACCUUACAUGUUCAGCUUUAGAGGUGGCAGAUUCCAGUCCCAUUGUAAAUCAGGCCUAGUACAGAAGAGCUUGUACAUUCAGGCCAAAUAUCAGCGUUUACGGUUUGCUGGUUCAAGGGGAUUUAUCACUGAUAAAUUCAGAGAAAGAUUACUGAGGAACAAAAAGUUUUAAUAACGUAAGAUCCCAGUACAAGGAAUAUACAAACAUCACCACAACAGUCUCAUGGAGAAUUGUUUCCAACGAAAUCAACACUACAGGACGAUCUUUGAGAGCAUCUCUGUCAGGAGUUAGAAUUGGCACUAAAGCACUAAUACUGUAACUUUCUUGAUAAAAUAACUUUAUUUUUCUGUAGUGGAAUGUUGCAACUUUUUUACACUUACUUGCUUUUAAAUUAUAGUAUUCAACUGAAAAGCUGUAUUAACUACAGUUUCUCUUGCAGAAAGUCUCAAAAGGGCAUUAUUUGUUGAAUUUUUCUCUGAGCAUGUUUUCAUAGGGAACUUAACUGAGUUAUAUUGAAACGUUUAUAUGUUGAAAGUUUUGCUUAUGUAAUAAAAAACAAAAGUAUCUGAAUUGUAUAGUGUCUGUACAUGAAAGAACUUGAAACAGUGGCCUUAUGGUAGCAAAUUUUAUACCAGAUUUUUCUUUUUCUGAUGGCAUUUUGGCUUAUAACUUGAAGUUUUCUUAAGUUUCUGAAGUUCAAGGCCUAUAAUUCAUACAUUUCAUAUUAUAAUAUAAGAAGGCGAGAGAAAAGGUGCUUCCAAAUAUUCCAUCAGGUAGUUAUGAGUGCACUGAAUUUUUAGUAAUUGGUUCAUUCAGUUUUUUCCACAACUGUUUGCUCUUUUCAAGUUUUAAAAUGCUAUUGUGGAAAAUAUGUGAAGAUUUUGUAAUCUAUAUUCCAUCUUACUUUCCCUCAGGGCAAGCUUGUGCAUAUCAUAUUUUUAAAGGCUCUUAAAAAUUUGACAAAAGUCUCAUUUUUGGAAAUUGUACUUUACUACUACAGCGUUACACAUUUUGCAAGCACAUA
Messenger RNA from Molossus molossus (Pallas's mastiff bat), 2957 nucleotides. RefSeq names its product BCLAF1 and THRAP3 family member 3 (gene BCLAF3). The record is from RefSeq and is a predicted model, not a curated record. NCBI's taxonomy places the organism in Eukaryota, Metazoa, Chordata, Mammalia, Chiroptera, Molossidae. Gene Ontology annotation, biological process: positive regulation of transcription by RNA polymerase II. Gene Ontology annotation, cellular component: mediator complex. Bases 143 to 2104 code for a protein of 653 amino acids. The transcript has 13 exons. Gene Ontology annotation, molecular function: transcription coregulator activity; DNA binding.